AUGAACUCUCAACUGUACCACCCAUCAACACUGCUGCAAUAUGCUGCCAUUCUCGCAGCGAUUUACGUAUUCUUCAAUGGGCCGUUCUCAGGCUACUCACAAGGCCAAUCCUCACCCGAAGAGAGUUUUGAUAUACCACUAUCUCAGGAAAAGGCCGAUCAACUCGUCUAUCCGGACUCUGACCUGCAGUGUGAUGCUCAUACAUACGAUGCCCAUAUCUUCUCGAGAAGCCCUCUGGUGAUAUACAUUCCUGACUUUCUGUCAAAAGUAGAAUCAAAGCACAUGAUCAACAUCAGUGAGGAUAAGUGGCAGCCUUCCACAGUUUACAGCGACAAUGUCGAAUCCACGGAUACCAGUAUUCGGAAGUCGGAAAAGGCAAUGAUCGAACGUGACAGCACAGUUCAAUGCAUCGAACAGCGCGCUCUGGACUUUCAAGGCUGGCCUGUAGACACCUUCAUCGAGCGCUUGUGGACACAACGAUAUACAACAUCUGGCCACUACGCUCACCACUACGAUUGGGCUUUUGCUUCAAAGACAGCACACCGAGUCAGUACCUUCAUGGUGUACAUAGAAGCGAAUUGCACAGGUGGAGGCACCAACUUCCCAUUACUUGUCAGACCACAGGACAAGCGUUGGUGUGAGUUUAUAGACUGCGAGGAGUCCGAAGAGAAUGGUGUUACGUUCUUGCCGAAAGCGGGCGCUGCUGUUUUCUGGGAGAACUUCGAUGUUGAUGGGAAGGGAUGGAAGCAGGGUCUUCAUGCCGGUAUGCCUGUGCACAGUGGUGUCAAGAUCGGUCUGAACAUAUGGAGUUGGUAUCAAAAGGGCCAUCAAGCGGCUAUCGAGAAGCAGACAACUGGCAAAGAUGAACCCUGA
Molecule: messenger RNA, 873 nt
Organism: Aureobasidium namibiae CBS 147.97
Lineage: Eukaryota; Fungi; Ascomycota; Dothideomycetes; Dothideales; Saccotheciaceae
Exons: 3
Coding region: 1-873 (290 amino acids)
Biological process (GO): peptidyl-proline hydroxylation to 4-hydroxy-L-proline
Cellular component (GO): endoplasmic reticulum
Molecular function (GO): L-ascorbic acid binding; iron ion binding; procollagen-proline 4-dioxygenase activity
Source: RefSeq, a predicted model, not a curated record